UUACUAUAAAGGCUUCGCUGGGGCGCGUGCGCGCCUCUUUCUCAGUUACCGCGGCCUCCGUUUAGGCGCAGACAGGCAAGCAGAGCCAGCAUGCCAGUGGCCCGGAGCUGGGUUUGUCGCAAAACCUAUGUGACCCCGCGGAGACCCUUCGAAAAAUCCCGCCUCGACCAAGAGCUGAAGCUGAUCGGCGAGUAUGGGCUCCGGAACAAACGUGAGGUCUGGAGGGUUAAAUUUACCCUGGCCAAGAUCCGCAAGGCCGCCCGGGAGCUGCUAACGCUUGACGAGAAGGACCCACGGCGUCUGUUUGAGGGCAACGCCCUGUUGCGGCGACUUGUCCGCAUCGGGGUGCUGGACGAGGGCAAGAUGAAGCUGGAUUACAUCCUGGGCCUGAAGAUCGAGGACUUCUUAGAGAGGCGCCUGCAGACCCAGGUCUUUAAGCUGGGCCUGGCCAAGUCCAUCCACCACGCCCGUGUGCUCAUCCGCCAGCGCCAUAUCAGGGUUCGCAAGCAGGUGGUGAACAUCCCGUCCUUCAUCGUCCGCCUGGACUCCCAGAAGCACAUUGACUUCUCCCUGCGCUCUCCGUAUGGCGGUGGCCGCCCGGGCCGCGUGAAGAGGAAGAACGCCAAGAAGGGUCAGGGUGGCGCUGGAGCCGGAGAUGAUGAGGAGGAGGAUUGAGCCCGCCGAUGCCCUCCCGGGUUGGUGGAUUGUCUAGUUUUCCAGUCAGAUAAUAAAAUAAGAUCAACACUU
Propithecus coquereli (Coquerel's sifaka) is the source of this 747-nucleotide messenger RNA. It is a transcript of the gene RPS9, whose product is annotated as ribosomal protein S9. The transcript has 5 exons. The record is from RefSeq and is a predicted model, not a curated record. Lineage: Eukaryota; Metazoa; Chordata; Mammalia; Primates; Indriidae. Gene Ontology annotation, biological process: positive regulation of translational fidelity; translation. The coding region runs from base 91 to 675 and encodes 194 amino acids. Gene Ontology annotation, molecular function: rRNA binding; structural constituent of ribosome. Gene Ontology annotation, cellular component: cytosolic small ribosomal subunit.